Pollicipes pollicipes is the source of this 611-nucleotide messenger RNA. RefSeq names its product pre-mRNA-splicing factor CWC25 homolog. Gene Ontology annotation, cellular component: U2-type spliceosomal complex. The annotation marks the transcript as partial. The record is from RefSeq and is a predicted model, not a curated record. Gene Ontology annotation, biological process: mRNA splicing, via spliceosome. The transcript is spliced from 2 exons. NCBI's taxonomy places the organism in Eukaryota, Metazoa, Arthropoda, Thecostraca, Pollicipedomorpha, Pollicipedidae.
ACCGAGCAGGAGCGGGGGAGCAGAGGCGGUCAAAGGGACCGAGCAGAGCGGGACAGCAAAGGCAGUCGCAGAGAUAAAACCGAGCGGGACGGCAGAGACGGAUAUAGAGAGCGAACGGAACGGAGCGGCAGGGACGAAGACAGGGACCGACGAGGGACGAACGGCAGUGGAGGAGGCCGGAACCAGUCGGAGAAGGUGCGAGGACGAGGUAGCGUCCUGUCGCAGGAGGAGAUGGAUAGGAAGCGUCAAGAAAUGAUGGACAACGCCAAGCUCCGAGAUCAGCAGCGGGCAGACAACCUAGCCAGGUACGACAGCGAGCAGGCGCGGGAGCAGCAGGAGCACGAGAAGGGCAGCGGCGAGGCGUCGUUUGUGCGGGACCAGCUGCGCGCCGCCGCCGACCGGGGCACCGUCGAGCAGCGCAUCCGCUCCAACCGCUACAACAUCCAGCGCUCGGCCGCCGCCAUGGACCGCAGCUUCGUCAAGCGGUGACGGCCGGCCGGCACGAUCUCGGUGUUCCGAAGGCCAGGCGUGUCAUGUUUCUGAACUCGGCCCGCCCGCACUGCUGUCGCGCUGUGAGGGCCGUGGGCGGACACUCGACAGGCACCCACUCA